This is a messenger RNA of Chionomys nivalis (European snow vole), 1407 nucleotides long. RefSeq names its product Lck interacting transmembrane adaptor 1 (gene Lime1). Gene Ontology annotation, cellular component: B cell receptor complex. Lineage: Eukaryota; Metazoa; Chordata; Mammalia; Rodentia; Cricetidae. Bases 207 to 1277 code for a protein of 356 amino acids. The record is from RefSeq and is a predicted model, not a curated record. The transcript is spliced from 4 exons. Gene Ontology annotation, biological process: regulation of canonical NF-kappaB signal transduction; regulation of release of sequestered calcium ion into cytosol; regulation of transcription by RNA polymerase II. Gene Ontology annotation, molecular function: protein kinase binding.
GCUCAAAGUCAGAGUGAUGUCAGAGAUUUCCCCAGCGGAUGGGUUUGAGUUACAGUGAGUACAGCCUUGUCCAGGUCAUAGCUGCCCUGACCAUGUUCCUCCAUCUCUAAUAACUAAGGAAGUAGACAGAGCUUCACUUUUUUUUUUUUUAAACCAGGAAUCCUAGCCAGAGAAGAAAAGGUGGGUGCCCAUGGGGCAGGGCCAAGAUGCAAAGCCUGGGGGUUUCCGGUGUGCUGAGUCAACCAGGGAGGAAGAACCCACCAGCUGGGCGAGGGCUGCAGUGGAGCUGCAGGUGCUGGUCCCUCAGGCAGCCCCCAGAGCUCAUCUCUCCUGUCCCCAGGUCCCCCUUCCCUGCUUUAGAGGAUGAGGCCAUCAGUGCCUUCAGCCCCACUAGCCCUCUGGGUCUUGGGGUGCUUCUCCCUGCUCCUCUGGCUGUGGGCACUGUGCACAGCCUGCCACAGGUAUGUGCCUGGGGCUGUGUCUGCCCUCUCCACGUAUGGCUCUGCAUGUGUGUCUACACUGGGCCUGGGCCAGGACCUUCCUCUGCCCACUGGACUAACGGCACUCUUGCCCCUAGGAAGCGGGCUCAGAGGCAACAAACUGGGCUGCAGGGCAGUUUGAUACCAGUGGAAAUGUCACUACUGAGACAGGCCCACGUCCGCUCCCUCAGCAAGUCUGACACCAGAUUGCAUGAGCUUCGCCCAGGCCUACGCUGCAGCAUAGCCCCACGGCCUGCUAGCAUGGAUCUCCUGCAUCCACACUGGCUGGAGGUAUCCAGGGGCAGCACCAGGUCUCAGGUAACUCCCUCUGCCUUCCCACCUCGGCAGCUGCCCAGGGCCCCUCCUGCUGCCCCUGCAACUAGCCCUGAGGCCACUUACUCCAAUGUCAGACUGGCUGCAAUUCCCAGGGCCAGCCUGGCUGCCAGCCCUGUGGUGUGGGCUGGAACACAGCUGACCAUUAGCUGUGCCAAGCUUGGGCCUGGGGCCGAGUAUGCCUGCAUCCAGAAGCGCAAAGAGACAGAACAGGGCUACCACGAAUUGCAGGAGAAGGCUAAGGUGUUGCCAGCUACUCAGAUGGAUCUUCUGUACUCCAGGGUCUGCAAGCCUAAAAGGAGAGACCCAAGACCUGGCACAGAUCAGCCGGAUCCCCAGGGUGGGAGAGGAAUUGUGGCCCCUGGGGGUGAUGUGGAAUAUGAGGCCAUCACUCUCAGGGGCCAGGAUAUGAACCAAGAUCCCUUAGAAAACGUGUAUGAAAGCAUCAGGGAGAUGGGCCCCUGAGCAUCUGCACCUCACAUCCUGUUUAUUAACACGCGUUGACGCAGUAAGGGUACCAAGGUACCAAGGUUUGAUUGUAGAUCCUCCUGUGCCCUUCCACCCCCCACCACAGCUCACAGCACAACAGCACAAA